Myxocyprinus asiaticus (Chinese sucker) is the source of this 8745-nucleotide messenger RNA. Its product is annotated as endoplasmic reticulum metallopeptidase 1-like. Gene Ontology annotation, molecular function: metalloexopeptidase activity. The coding region runs from base 9 to 2666 and encodes 885 amino acids. NCBI's taxonomy places the organism in Eukaryota, Metazoa, Chordata, Actinopteri, Cypriniformes, Catostomidae. Gene Ontology annotation, biological process: proteolysis. The record is from RefSeq and is a predicted model, not a curated record. The transcript is spliced from 15 exons.
GAGUAAACAUGGAGAGAGACUGUACUAUGCGCCGAAUAAAACCCGUUCAGAACAAGCAGAACCAGCGGGACUGUGCUGGUGAACCGGCCAGGCUGAACGGGCUCGGACCUGGGGCGCGGCGGCGGAAGCAGAAGCCGGAGGUGAGCGCGCAGCUGCUGGGAGAGAGUUCGGUUCUGCUGCUGCUGUUCGGGUUCGUGUGUCUGCUGUGGGUUCUGGUUCUGAUCUCACUACAGAUGCUCGUCAUCAGAUCCAGCGGGGAAUUCAACGCCAUCCGGGCCAGGAAGCAUUUGGAGCAGAUCACCAGUGUCGGACCACGAACCGUAGGAAGCCCCGAGAACGAGCUUGCGACGGUGAACUACAUCCUGGAACAGAUCGAACAGAUCCGGUUGGAGAGUGCGAACGGACCGCACGCCAUCACAGUAGACGUCCAGCGACCCACCGGCUCAUUCAGCAUUGAUUUCCUGGGCGGCUUCACCAGUUACUACGACCGUGUGACCAACAUCGCUGUCAAACUAGAGCCAAAGACGACAGCGCAACACUUCAUGCUCGCCAAUUGCCACUUUGAUUCAGUGGCCAACAGCCCCGGGGCGAGUGAUGAUGCGGUGAGCUGCUCGGUGAUGUUGGAGGUUUUACACUCUCUGGUGAAUCUAACCACGCCUCUCAAACACGGAGUCAUCUUCCUAUUUAACGGUGCAGAGGAAAACAUACUGCAGGCGAGUCAUGGCUUUAUUACCCAGCAUCCCUGGGCUCAACAGGUUCGAGCUUUUGUGAAUCUGGAGGCUGCAGGUGUGGGGGGAAAAGAGGUGGUGUUUCAGACAGGUCCAGAGAACCCAUGGUUAGUUCAGGCGUAUGUCCGUGCUGCUGUUCACCCGUUUGCAUCAGUGGUCGGACAGGAAGUGUUCCAGAGCGGCGUUAUUCCCUCGGACACAGACUUCAGAAUCUAUAGGGAUUUUGGGAAUAUUCCUGGAAUAGAUCUUGCAUUUAUAGAAAACGGUUUCAUCUACCACACUAAAUAUGACACUCCAGACCGCAUCCACACCGACUCCAUCCAGAGAGCAGGUGACAACAUCCUGUCUGUGCUCAAACACCUGGUGAUGUCAGAGGAACUGGGCAACUCUUCUGAAUAUCGCCAUGGCAACAUGGUUUUCUUUGAUCUGCUGGGCAUAACGGUGGUGGCGUACCCCGCCCGAGUCGGCACCAUCAUAAACUGUAUGGCUGCUGUGGCAACCCUCAUCUACCUGGGCAGGAAGUGCGUGCUGCCUAGCAAUGUGGGUGGGCGGUACGUCCGUGAGCUGCUGUAUGCGACGUGUGUGGCGGUUUUGAGUUGGUUCGUCACUCUGUUGACGGUUCUGAUCGUGUCUCUGUUGGUGACUUUGAUGGGUCGCUCCAUGUUCUGGUACAGUCACUUCUAUGCCUCUGUGUGCCUGUAUGGAUCUGCUGCUGUCGGCAAGAUGAUUCUGAUACACACGCUGGCCAAGAACCUGUACUACGGGAAUGUUCGUCGUGUGGAGUUGGGCGAGCUGUUUUUUGACGUCAGUUUGCUGAUGUGGUGUUUUGCGCUGUUUUUUCUCACUCAUCGUGGUCUGUGUUCAGCGUAUGUGCCCAUGAUGAUGGUGGUGUUUCCUCUGAGCAGCAAACUUCUGCUCAAAAAACACUUCACACAGAGAGGAGCGUCGCUGCAGUAUUCAGUUCUGUAUCUGACGGGUCUCGCGCUGCCGUACGUUCACAUCAUAUUUCUCAUCUGGAUCGUCUUCGAGAUCUUCACACCCAUUCUGGGUCGCAGCGGAACGGAAAUCCCGCCUGACGUCGUCCUGGCUUCUCUUGUUACCCUGGCAACCGUUAUUCUCUCUUCAUAUUUUAUGCAUUUGAUCUAUCUGGCUCGCAGUACGAAGCGGAUCUUGGUUGGUCUUGGAUCAGUGUUUGUGCUGAUGUUUAUGCUGGUCUCAUGUGGUCUGUUCUUUCCAUAUUCUGCUGACUCGUCCAGUCCACGACCCAAACGCAUCUUCAUGCAGCACAUCACACGCACCUUCCACGCGCUGGACGGAUCUGUGGAGCGCUCCGACUCCGGUCUGUGGAUUAACAGUCUGGAUUACACAGGAAUGCAGUACAUAACACCACAUAUACCAGAUAUAAAUGACAGCAUCCGCAUGCGCUGUCAGGAGAAUAUGCCCUUCUGCGGGUUUCCGUGGUUCCUGCCGGUCAAACUCCUUGUCAAGAAAAACUGGUAUCUUCCAGCUCCUGAAGUCUCUCCCAGAUCUCCACUGGAGUUUAGACUGAUAUCCAGACAGGAAACGGAAUGGGGGACCGUUAAAAUGACCUUUGAGGCCAAAGGGCCAAGUCACAUGUCUCUGUAUUUACUGCCGCACGCCGGCGCGUCUCUUACCAGCUGGUCGUUUGGUGACGGCACGCCUCAGUUCGACCUGAGUGGAGAAUAUUUCAUAUUUUACUCUCAUGGUCUCGAUGCACCUGCGUGGAACUUCUGGUUUGAGAUACAGAAGUCUUCAGACGUGUCGACUGAUGAGGGAAUGAUCUCUUUCGCCAUCUCAGCUCAUUAUUUCUCUGGUUUGGACCGACACUCAGAACCACUCAAAUCUUUACUGCAGAGAUUCCCAGACUGGGCGUUCCCGUCCUCAUGGGUCAGCACGUACCACAUGUACAGAUACUGAGGGGCCCCACACACACACACACACACACACACACACUCUUCUGAUGUCACUCACAGAGACAAGACUCAUCCAUCACUGUGUUUCCUGGUGCAGGUGAAUGAAGACACGACAGAAUCAUGGUCAAUCUUUUUUUUUUUUUGAAUUUCUCCCCAAUCUGGAAUGCCCAAUUCCCAAUGCGCUCUAAGUCCUCAUGGUGGCGUAGUGACUCACCUCAAUCCGGGUGGUGGAGGACGAAUCUCAGUUGCCUCCGCGCCUGAGACCGUCAAUCCACGCAUCUUAUCACGUGACUUGUUGAGCACGUUACCAUGGAGACGUAGCGUGUGUGGAGGCUUCACGCUAUUCUCCGCAGCAUCCGCGCACAACUCACCACGCGCCCCACUGAGAACGAGAACAUAUUAUAGUGACCACGAGGAGGUUACCCCAUGUGACUCAACUCUCCCUAGCAACCGGGCCAAUUUGGUUGCUUAGAAGACCUGGCUGGAGUCACUCCAUGGUCGAACAUUUUUAGACUAGCCAACUGACAGUGUUUGAUUUUAUUUUCGUUUAUGUUUUUUCUGUCUGUCCACAUAAAAAAAAAAAAUCCUCUUUUUAUGAAACCUUCCAUUCUCAGGUGAAUCUCAUGAAAACAUGUCCAGGUCAUAUUUCACCCCAAGAGAAAAAGACAUAAAUUACAUUUUGCAUAAAAAAGGGGCCUUUUUAGAGCCAAACAACUUCAUUUUCUUUGUAGGAAAUAUAUAUAUUUUUUACAUUGUCACAUUUUUGUUACAAUUAAGCAAUUUUAACAUUUUGAAUCACAAUACACUAAAUAUAAAGGGGGAAAAACACUCGUGCUGUGCAUCCCAAGAUAACUGCAUUCAAAAUAAAGAGGCAUCCGAAGCGUUGUAUUCAUUAGUGAUCACCACAGAUAUUCAGCCGUGAAAUGUCUCGAACACAACCACGAAUUCGCUGUUAUUCCUCCUUAUUCGAAAUGUAAAUUCAAGCUGACCCGUAACCAAGGAAGUUUGGGUUAAGGAUCGAUAGUUUACACCUUGCCAUCUUCACCAACAUGUGAUUGACACUUCGUUCAACUCUACGCAAGACUGUGGUAUUUAUAAGAAAGGGGGCGGGGUUUAAGAGGACUAAAUGAUCGGAGAAGUCCUGCAUACGUCACCAGAGAGAAGUCUGUCGUUUCAACGGAAGAUCGAGUCAUUACAUUUAACAUGCUUGUUUACAUGUGCUGCUGGAGGACUUCUGCUGCGUUACUGUAAUCAUGAGUUUCCAACGAGUAAAACAUCAAGUCUUUGUCAACCUCUUAAAGUUGUAAUCUUUACGACUUCUACCAAAGUCUUUCUAGCAAGUCAGUCCACUGUCGGUCAUCUUUGGGACGCUCUCAGGAGGAUAUUUCCAGUCAUGCCAGUGCAGCUCCAAUCUACUUGAAUGGAGAAAGACUGAAAUCUCCAAAACGGUUGGUCAAGAUUACGAUCAAAGGACAUAUUUCAAAUCAGCAGUAAAAUCUGACAAUACUGGAAUCAUAAAUUGUGAUUCUUGACCUCAUAUUACGCUAAAAACGCAAUGUUUGUAUAGCUAAUGUGCGUGCAUGUUCUAGAGUUGAUUGACAGGUGAUGUCUGUAUCUAAAAGGUGAUUGGCUCUUUUAACUGUAAGGCGGGACUUCCUUUCUACAUCCGUUGCCCAUUGGGCGCUCGGAGCUUCUUGGUUGGGCGUUCCAAUUUUUCCCAUUCAUUUCAAUAGAAGUGGCCCGUCUCUGCUAAAUAAUCUCUGAUUCUACUCGUAUUUCUGUUUGACGUGCACUUUAGCCGCGCUCUGGUGCGCUAGUUCUUCAAUAUUUUUGCAAGAAUUGCAUCAUCAAGUAUUGUACCAUCAUCAACAACAAAAAGUCAAAUAUAAACAUUGCCAUGUAGUCAUUAGCGUGUCUCCGAUCUCAGAUGGUCAUCUCGUUAUUACAGGAAUUCUGACAGGACGUAAACGCAGCAUUUAACACGACGACCUGAGCAGAAUUUAGGUCAAAUACAUAUUCAGUGUUUCUCAAGCCUGACACACUUAAACUGACAUUUUAAUGCUCCACUUUACAGAUCCAGAAUUCGGUCAUGGUCUUAAUUUCAUUUUCUGAAGUUCAUGUUUGGACUCGAAUGGCAGCCUCAUGUUAUAAGCCUUUUGAUAUAGAGAACCAAACAGUAAAAUAGCUUUACCACGGUAAAAGAGGUGUACUUAAUCAUGCUUUUCUAAACCUUGACAUCCAAGUGCUUUUGAGUCUUUAUCUCUUUAUAUAUAUUUCAUUGAUUCAUUUGUGAGGAGUUGAAGGACUGGCUGUUUUUAUAGUUUUCAUGUGAUCAGCAGCAGGAAGCAAGUUAUUCUGAACUGGAUUUUUUAAAAAGAUGCAUUUGUUUCUUAUUAUUUUCUUCGUAACUUUUGUUUUCCUGGUGCUAAUGUUUAACUUUUGUUAUUUGUUCGUUGUUUUUCCCCAGUUGUUUAAUGCGGAUGAUUGACAGUGUGAGAAUUUGCUAUAGUUAAUGGAGACUGUAGUAACUGUUCUGGGUUAAAACCAGGUCAAACCAGCUUGGACUGAUAAAGCUGAAUGCUGGUUGGUGGUCAAGAAGCCCCUCCCACUGGCCAACCAGCUAAUCAAUAAUCUAGACUAGUUUGGACCAGACGAUGACCAUUAAUGACUAGAAACCAUGUGAAGCAAUCAACCUGAUUUUCCAACAGUGAAUUAGUCACUGACAUCAGAUUUUUAAAGUCCUGAUACACAUCGGAGCAGUGAUUCUAGUGGAAACCUUCUUUUGUGACGGCUGUGUAAGAUUAUAUUCUUUCAUGAAAAAGGAAAAGGCACAACUAUGCAAUUAACAUUUAUUGAUGUAAAUAUUGAACACUGAAAUACAGUGAUGAUUAAUACUGUUUAACUGUACUGACCUGCUGUUAGUAUGACAGUCGACGUGUGUUUGGCUCACGGACCUUUAGAUGUUAAAGAUAGUUGGCUAUUGCUUUAUCAUAAACUGAAAGCGCAGCCAGCGUGAUUAGGAACUAGUCUAUUGCAGCAUGAGAUGGCAUCACAAAGAACCUGGAACCAUGAGGUCAUGACCUUUAACACUCAACCAAAUAUGCAUGUCUGAUACAGGCAAGAAUAAAGUCUUCACAGCACUGUAAUAUAGAAUUAAACGUUAAAACAAAAUCUAAUAAAAAAACAUCCUUACUGAGUAUUUUUAUCUAAUACAUCAUCUAAACAUUCUUAAAACAAGAUACAUUUACUUGAGAAACAAAAUUACAAGAUAUUAAGUUUAAUCUUUAGAGAAAUCUAACAAAAUGUAGUAAAGUUGAUAUUUUUAACAAGAAAAACUAUUUGCCAGUGAGAUCAUAGAAAAAAUACUUGAUUUAAAGAAUUACCCCAUUGGUCAUUUUUUUUUUUUUACCCCAUUGGUCAUUUUUUUUUAACCCCAUUGGUAAUGUAUUUUUUAUUUAUUUUUUUUUACCCCAUUUAUCAUUUGAAUUCUUACCCCAUUGGUAAUUUUUUAAUUUUUACCCCAUUGAUUAUUAUUAUUAUUAUUUUGUUACCCCAUUGGUAAAUAAUUUUUUUUACCCCAUUGGUAAUUGUUUUUGUUUUUUUAACCCCAUUGCUAAUUUUUUUUUUUAAAAUUUUUUACCCCAUUGAUAUAUUGUUUUUGUUUGUUUUGUUUUUUUUACCCCAUUGGUAAUUUUUAUUUUUUAUGCCAUUGGUAAAUCGGUUUUCUUUUUACCCCAUUGUUAAUUUUUUAUUUUUACUCCAUUGGUAAUUUUGUUUUGUUUUUUACCCCAUUAGUAAAUUCUUUUUUUUUUUUUUUAACCCCAUUGGUCAUUUUUUGUUGUUUUUACCCCAUUGAUAUUUGUUUUGUUUUUUUACCCCAUUGGUAAAUAAUUUUUUUAACCCAUUGGUAAUUUUGUUUUGUUUUAUUAUCCCAUUGCUAAAUUUUUUUUUCUUUUUUUACCCCAUUGGUAAGUUUUUGUUGUUUUUACCCCAUUGAUAAUUUUUUUUUUUUUUUUUUUUUUUUUUACCCCAUUGGUACAUAAUUUUUUUUUCACCCCAUUGGUAAAUGCUUUUUUUUUUAAAAACAUUUUUUUAACUCCAUUGGUAAUUUUGUUUUGUUUUAUUAUCCCAUUGCUAAAUUCUUUUCUUUUUUUUCUUUUUUUACCCCGUUGGUAAUUUUUUGUUGUUUUGAACCCAUUGGUAAUUGUUUUUGACCCCAUUGAUAUAUAUAUAUAUAUAUAUAUAUAUAUAUAAAAUCUAAUUUUUUUUUUUACCCCAUUGAUAAAUUCUUUUUUUUUUUUUUUUUUUUUUAACCCCAUUGGCCAUUUUUUGUUGUUUUUACCCCAUUGGUAAUUUUGUUUUGUUUUAUUAUCCCAUUGCUAAAUUCUUUUCUUUUUUUACCCCGUUGGUAAAUUUUUGUUGUUUUACAACAUUAGUAAUUUUUUUAAUGUAAUGAAAAAUGUUUUGAUGUCCACAAAUUCAUAAAAUGAAUCACAGGAACAAUAAAUGAAUGAUUUGUCUAAUAUAAUGUCCUUAAUGUUUUGAGUUCCUUUCAGAUUUGAUUUCUGUGUGUAAACUUGUUUUUCAAUUGUUUAGUUCUGUUCUAAUGUUUAUUUAUAGUGUUUGCUGCACUGAAAUAAAACAAUUUUCUAUAACAAACUGGAUUUGGGUCUUUUGUCACUUGAAUAAAAUCUGCUUUUAUGAAAGUUAAGAAAAGCUUCAAAUUGUUGCAUAGCCAGACAACAUCAACCACACAGUGCAAAUGAUGUUUAAAAAAUAAUUUAUUGUUCUGUAUGUACAGGAAAAUAUAGAAAAUUGAGUAGAAAAGUUAUUGUACAGGGAAAUAUCUGUGCACUGCAUUGAGAGGAAACACUAGAGCCACAAAAUGUUUUCAGAUCGCUGGAGAGUUUGUACAGAUGAAGAAAUAUUCAACAUCUCAAAGUCUCUUCACUAAGAGUACCAACUCACACAUGUCCCGACUUCAAAAUCACAUCUACACUUUAGUAGAAAAUGAAACAAACUCUUCCAUUCAAUGUCAGAGAGCAACAAUGUAUUUCACUGUGACGUCAUUAAAGGGAAAAGAGGAAUUUUGGGGGAUUUUGUACAUGUUGGAUUAUGAAACCUGUCAGUGAAUUCUUAAUCUCUUUACAAACACAAUGUCAUGCAGCUCUUUGGUUUGUGAAUAACACCAUCACAACUUCACUGCACCAACAUGUUCCUCAUAACAACAUAAACUCAGAUUAGGAACAGAUUUAGAUCUAAAUGCGACAGGAGAAAGAGCUGUUUGGGGGAAAUAAAACAUUAAAAUAAAGAGAUGCAUCUCGCUAAUACUCCAAAAGACAGUAAAUAAUGCAUAGUAAUAUCAAUAAUAAUAAUAAUAAUAAUACAAAGGCAUUCCAUAUGUUUACUAUGUUCAGGGGCGCAUUAAAGUACCGUGGGGUUAGACGGACGGCUUUUGCUGUUGCGUACCAUUUAUAUAAGCGUUUCCCGCUGAAUUUACAUGUUCCUGUGAAAGUCGAUGGGGGAUAAUAGGAUGGCGGACGCCGCGAUUGGGCUUAAGCCUGUGCAUUAUUGCGCCCCUGCCCGUUACAUCAUUUGGUCCACUCUGCACUUAAAGUUCCAAUAAAAGGCAGCGCUAAUGAGCCUGGUGUUAAAGGUGCUGUAUGCGAUUUCAGCUGUUCUACUUCCACGAGACUGAGCCGUUGGAUUAGCCACGCCCCCUGUUUCCAAAACCCCACCCACCAAAGAUACCAAAUGAGCUUUGAGACCAACAUCAUGCAGAAACGGCUGUUAAAAACAACAGCUGCAAAAUAGCGCCCUCAGCUGACAACUGUUAUGAACAACAUGGCAUAAAAAUGGCAUUAAGCCUCAAUAAUUCGCUGCAACUACAAUACUAUGAAAACACGCAAAAUGAUUGACAGGUCAAAAGCAUCAUUGUCCGCAGACACAUUUUUGUUUUCUGUUUACACAGUCUAGUGAUGUCACAGAGACCGUUGAGAUAUCUCGCGACACUUAUUUCAGUAAUAUCUCUCAGGUAGUAGGAAAAAUUUUUGCAUACCUAUCCAUGACGGGUUUUUUUUUUU